GCUUGUACACCUGCUGCUGUGCCUCGUCAUAUUCUACUCUCUCUACUACAUGAUUGGGAGUGUGUGUUUCGGCGCGUUCAGGUUGGAUCACUUUGAUGGACUUAUUCCCUUUGACUUUAAGACUGAACCAACCAAUUUGGAGUCCAACUCCAAAUACCUGGUGAACCUGCUGUCCAUGGAGUUGACCUAUUUCUGCAGUGGUCUGCUGUUUGCAGCCGUUGUGAGGAGAUGGGUCUGGGACUACGCUCUCACAGUCACACUACUGCACGUACUGCUCACCAGCCUGGUGAUGUUGGAGUUUCCCUUGGUAUGGCAGUGGUGGCUGGCCCUUGGCAGCGGGUUGUUUCUGAUGAUCUGUAACGGUCAGCUGAUAGCUUACUUCACCUGCCAGAGUGACCAGAGUUACCCCACCUUCAACAGCUACUGAGUACACACACACUGACUAGAGUUCUUUGCAGUGAGUCCGGUGGAAAUGGAGGGAAACCAAAUGUUCCUGUUGACUUGGUUACCUGUUUGAUUGUUGCACUUUGUUUCUGUUGGACCGGCU
Messenger RNA from Salvelinus namaycush (lake trout), 547 nucleotides. Its product is annotated as transmembrane protein 244-like. The coding region runs from base 50 to 427 and encodes 125 amino acids. The transcript is spliced from 5 exons. Lineage: Eukaryota; Metazoa; Chordata; Actinopteri; Salmoniformes; Salmonidae. The record is from RefSeq and is a predicted model, not a curated record.